CUAAUAACCAAAAAAGUGUUCUCUCUUUCGCAAAUCUAAAAAAAACAUAGCAUUCUGCUCAGUUACUGUUCUCUGCUUUGCGCCGAUCUUUAUGUUUUAGUUUUUUUUUUUUUCUCAAUGUAAAGUAUGGAUUUUCUGAGUCAAUGAGUAUCAUCGUACGUUGAUAUUCGCUGGUGUGUUGGAAGUUAGAACCUUAGUGUUUGGUUAGAUUGGGAGAUUUUUAGAAUUGUGGUGAGGAUUUAGAUCGGAAAAUAAAAUAAAAAAAUGGAGGAAAGAGGAUUCAUGUCACCUUCAUUGGCGUCUUAUCGUGAAGGAGGAGGAGGAGGAAGCAAGGGAUUGUCGCGACGGAGACCAAUGAGACCGAGCUUUGACGCGGAUAACGAGUUCAUUACCUUACUCCAUGGCUCGGAUCCCGUUAAAAUUGAGUUGAAUCGUCUGGAGAAUGAACUCAGAGACAAGGAUAGAGAGUUGUCUGAAGCUCAAGCUGAGAUCAAAGCAUUGAAGUUGUCUGAACGGCAAAGAGAAAAGGCUGUUGAAGAGCUCACCGAUGAGCUGGGAAAGAUGUCGGGGAAACUCAAACUGAUUGAGAAUCUUCUUGAGAGUAAAAACCUUGAGAUCAAGAAAAUAAAUGAAGAAAAGAAGGCUUCCAUGGCAGCUCAGUUUGCAGCAGAAGCCUCUCUUCGUAGGGUUCAUGCUGCUCAAAAGGAUGAUGACAUGCCUCCAAUUGAAGCUAUUCUUGCUCCUUUAGAGGCUGAACUGAAACUCGCAAGACAAGAAAUUGCUAAACUUCAAGACGACAACAAAUCACUGGACCGCCUUACCAAAUCAAAGGAAGCAGCUUUGCUAGACGCUGAAAGGACAGUUCAGUCUGCAUUGGCAAAGGCUUCAAUGGUUGAUGAUUUACAGAACAAGAACCAAGAGUUGAUGAAACAAAUAGAAAUUUGUCAGGAAGAGAAUAGAAUUAUAGACAAGAUGCACAGACAGAAGGUUGCAGAAGUUGAGAAGCUUAUGCAGAGUGUGCGGGAGUUAGAAGAAGCUGUUCUUGCUGGUGGUGCAGCCGCAAAUGCAGUCAGAGAUUACCAGAGGAAAUUUCAAGAAAUGAAUGAAGAGAGAAAAAUUCUUGAACGGGAACUGGCCCGUGCUAAGGUUAAUGCAAACAGAGUUGCUACUGUAGUAGCAAACGAAUGGAAAGAUUCUCACGACCAAGUGAUGCCUGUAAGGCAAUGGCUUGAAGAACGGAGAUUCAUGCAGGGAGAAAUGCAGCAACUACGUGACAAACUUGCCAUAGCUGACCGAGCUGCAAAGUCUGAAGCUCAGCUGAAGGAGAAAUAUCUACUGAGGCUUAGAGUGUUAGAAGAGAGUCUAAAGAAGCCUACAAGCAGCAGCAACAGAGGCACUCCUCGUGUCCGUAGUUCAAGCAAUGGGCCUUCACGAAGACAAUCCCUUGUUGGAGCCGAAACGAGUCCAAAACAUUCAUCAAAUGGUUCUGUGGCCAAGAGCAGACCAAGUUCUCAGCCAAGAUCAUUAACUGCUAGUGCAAGCACUGUAUUGAAGCAUGCUAAAGGAACAUCUACAUCAUUCGAUGGGGGAACCAGAUCACUGGAUAGAAACAAAGUACCAUCAAAGUUUCCUUCGAACCACCAGCCAUCUGAAGGAGGUAGCAGAGUUGAGUCGCCUAGCUUAGUAAAAGAGGAAGAAGCAGAUGCCAAGUCAAGAGAUAAUGAUAGUGUCCCAGGUGUCUUAUACGAUUUGCUGCAGAAAGAGGUGAUAACAUUGAGAAAAGCUGCUCAUGAGAAAGAUCAAAGCCUGAGAGACAAGGAUGAUGCUAUUGAGAUGUUGGCAAAGAAGGUUGAAACAUUAACAAAGGCGAUGGAAGUUGAGGCAAAGAAGAUGCGAAGAGAAGUAGCUGUAAUGGGGAAAGAAGUUGCUGCCAUGCGCGUGGAUAAAGGACAGCAAGAUAGUAAAACCAAACGUAUCUCUUCCACCUCUAGAGGAUCUACAAACACUGCGCAACUGCUUUCUGGAAGAGUGUCUGGACGAAUUGGGAUGACAAAGAGCACAUAAGAACAAGCUGAUUCCACCAAGGCACCAAGCAAUUCCGAUCGUGGUCUAUGUUCAUGUACCAAACCGAUGAACCGUCACUAGGAAGAGUGGAUAGAUGUGAUCAAAAGUUCAAAGAGAUAAGAAACCGGUUUGGUUCGGUGUAAAAAGAUAUGAACUUUACUUGGCUUAUAUAUAUUUUGCCUGAUGAUUUUCUUAUUUUGUUGUUGUUGGUAUAAGAGAGGUAAGGCUUUUUGUAUUACGUAACAUUUUAAGCUUUUAGUGUGUGAUUGUUUGUCUCUUAGCUCUGUUGUUUAGUCAAAAAUAUAUGAGAGCCUGAAUUUUGUUGUUGUAGAGCACUGAAUCAAGUGGUCAAAUUUAACCGAACAUAAC
This is a messenger RNA of Eruca vesicaria subsp. sativa (arugula), 2433 nucleotides long. Lineage: Eukaryota; Viridiplantae; Streptophyta; Magnoliopsida; Brassicales; Brassicaceae. The record is from the annotation of a GenBank genome assembly.